CCUCGUAUAGUCAAUGCGAAAUGGGCUCGAGCACUGGUAGUUGGAUCUUACUGGGCCUGGUGGCCACUGUCGUCGCUCUGGCUAGCGCUGCUAAUAUUCAGCACAGCGAUGGCCAGUCGAUUGUCCAAAACAAUGGAAACACUUUUCUGUCCAAUGGAGCUGGGCAAAUCAUCCGCCGAUCCGAUGGUAAAACCGUCCUAAUCGGUUCUAAUGGCAACCAGAUUGUCACCAGUGACGAAGAUGACUCUCUGGAUGUUGAUAGUUCCAGCGGUGGAAAUCACAACAGCAACAACAUCAUCAUCAAUGGACAGAGCACCAUGAUUCAGAACGAUGGCAAAAGCUUUAUCUACGGCAAUGGCAGAGACGGAAGUUAUAUCAACAGCAAUGGGCGCACUGUGCGGAUCAUAGAUGGAGGUAUUGAGCUCAAUGAACAUGGACAGGUCUAUAACUUCCGGCCCAAGGCAAGGACUGGGAAUCAAAAGGAAACCAUAAUUGUCAACGGCCAGCCGGCCCAGGUGGAGUACUCCAAUGGUGAUAUAAUUGUCGAGCUGGCAGAUCACACGGUGAUCGCUAAAGUGGGUGAUCGUACCUUCCUGGGGGAUCGGCACUCCUUCGAUAAUCGCGACAAGCUGGAGGCAGAGGCCAAGAACCAUGCCCACCAAAUCCAGAAAGAGGUGCAUGAAAGUAUCAAGAAGUCGAUGGACGACCUCCAUGCCCAGCUCAAGAACACUUUUGGCAAUCUCUUUACCUAAAGGGGGAAAAUGUAUCAAAGUGUACGAGGGUCGCUCGAAUAAAGCGAAUUUGCAGCAUUUAUCUUG
Messenger RNA from Drosophila serrata, 818 nucleotides. RefSeq names its product Bombardier (gene Bbd). Lineage: Eukaryota; Metazoa; Arthropoda; Insecta; Diptera; Drosophilidae. The record is from RefSeq and is a predicted model, not a curated record.